GACAGCGGAGCUCAUAGCACACGAUGAAGAAAGAACCACCUAGCCGUCCACGGUUUUCGCCCGACGCUCCAUGGCCCAGACAAGCGAUGCCGAAUACCCCUUACGCACGGCUGAAAACGCGUCCUCCAAGCAAGUGUCCGCCGGGGACACCUUCUGUCGGGAAUGUUUCGAGAUACUGGCGCGGAGGUCAAAUGGACGAGCCCGCUUACACCGCGAUGUCCUUGAGCUGGUAGAAUGCGGGAAGAGAUGCAAAUUCUGCCGCUAUUUGUGUGAUGCAUUCGGCGAAGACUUUUUUCAGGGGAUCAAGUCGGAAUAUGAGGACGAUAAGAUGUCGUAUGCUCUCAUGUCGAUCAAAAUUGAAAGCAUAGGGGAGAAUAAAAUAGUGGAGAGGCUUGAAUUGCGCGUCAAUAUAGAGCAGAGUUAUUGGAAACAACUUGGCUGGAGGCUUUUCAUCGCAUUGGGUAACGCGGCUAGAAGUCUUCCCCGUGCUAUUUGGAGUAGUCCGGUACCUUCAGACUUCCCGGCUAGAGUCCCCACCCUUUUGUUCUGGCUACGGGAGUGCUUGGAGCAGCAUCCAAAAUGCCGAAAUACUUUAAGCCCUGAAAGUCCCCUAGCGGCGCGCGUUCUUGAAGUGCGCUCGGAACAUGGGCAGACGCUUCUUCGACUGCUUCCAACGGACGAUUUGGAUUUGCACAAAGCUCCAUAUUUAGUUCUCAGUCAUUGCUGGGGAGGCAUAGCGAUCCCAUCCAAGACGACGUGUGACAAAGUAAAGAGUUACCAGAAUUCCAUCGCCCUAGACGCCCUUCCCAAGACGUUCCGCGACGCAGUUGCAAUCACCGAAGCCCUACAAAUCCGCUACCUUUGGAUUGAUAGUCUCUGCAUCAUACAAGACGAUGCUGCAGACUGGGAGCGCGAAUCGGCGAAGAUGGCGUCCAUCUUUCGAGGCGCCACUUUGACCAUCUCAGCGAGCAGUGCAUCUAACUCGGAAGAAGGGUGCGGCAUAGACAACUUGCUGGCUCCAGCUACUCAAUUCUUCGUCUCGGAACGAAAGCCUGACCAGCCUCCCUCCUUCGCAAUUCGAGACGGCAAACACGGCAAUUACGAGCUCGAAAUGCGGCACUUGAUAUGGGAUGCGCCAGUGCACAAGCGCGCCUGGAUAUUCCAAGAAAAGAUUCUAUCACGCCGUAUUCUGCAUGCCACGCAUAAGCAGUUCGUCUGGCAGUGCGCCACGCACGUGGAGACUGAAGAUGGAUUGGACCAUGAGGAAAUGAAAGGGGGAGCGUGGGAGAUUCUCGGGAGCCAUGUCCCUGAGCACACCGUUGGGACAAAACCCUUAAAACAAGACCACGAUAUACGCGCCCGAUGGUGGAACUGGUGCAAAAGCUAUAUGAACCGCAGUCUGACGUGCAGUUCGGACCACUAUGCCGCGUUUGCAGGCGUCACAGACCUGUACCGGGAGAUGACCGGCGAUGAGCCGAUCCUUGGGCUCUGGAGAAGAUAUCUUCAGUUCCACCUCGGGUGGGGUGUAUAUCCAACCGACGAUUGGCAGCCGCUGCAGGAGACUCGCCAGCCUUCGUGGACGUGGAUGACCUUUCCGCAUGGCAGUGUCAGGCCGUGGCUCUACGACAUAGAGUGGAAGGCAAUAGCAGCAACGUACUCCGACCCCAUAGCCUCCGCUCAUCCAGGCUCUGAUACCCCAGCCUCGUCACCGCUCCGCUACCAAGCAGAGAUAAUCGACAUCGACGUCCGGUGGACGGGCGCACCGCUCGUCUCAUCGCCAGCAAGCGGCACACUGAAAAUCCAUGGCUUGCUCCACCGGCUCACUUUGCCAAGGGACCGCUUUGGAGGAUCGCUAACUCUCGAUCCAGAUGUACAAGGAAGAAUUGAGCGCGGUAGUGAAUCCGCAGUCUUUGCGCUCUUCUCGUUCUGGAAGGAAGGGGAACUUAUUCCGGAUCCUCCGGCAGUGCAUACCGUAUACUUGGUGAUCGAAAGUACAGGUGCAGGAGAAUUGGAGUAUCGACGUGUUGGGCGCAUGGUGGGGUGGGUUAGGCUACCGCCCGGGACCGAAAUGCAAGAUGCCUUUCCGGGCACUUAUCGGACUAUCACUCUCGUAUGAAAACACUUAAACGCGUAGGACGUUCAAGAGCAGAUAAAUAGCUGAUGUUUUUUUACUACAUAUGCGGCUAGCCUUUCAUUGUGACCAAACUAGCGAGGUUUAGGCCAAGAAGAUGAUACAAUAAUAAACAGCAU
Trematosphaeria pertusa is the source of this 2250-nucleotide messenger RNA. RefSeq names its product HET-domain-containing protein. The record is from RefSeq and is a predicted model, not a curated record. Lineage: Eukaryota; Fungi; Ascomycota; Dothideomycetes; Pleosporales; Trematosphaeriaceae. The transcript has 3 exons. Bases 71 to 2116 code for a protein of 681 amino acids.